Molecule: messenger RNA, 4448 nt
Organism: Castor canadensis (American beaver)
Lineage: Eukaryota; Metazoa; Chordata; Mammalia; Rodentia; Castoridae
Source: RefSeq, a predicted model, not a curated record
UCAUUCUUCUCUCAAUAGGACAUGUCAUGGACACACAGGAUGCCAGCACUGGCACCAGUAUGUCAGCCUUUCUCAAACAAAGUCAAAUCAUUGGGGUAAACCAGUAUCAUUCUGUGGCCCUUUCAUACUGUUUACAGGAACUGCAAUAAACAUUGCCUGUUAGGCAACAAGUCAUGGAGCCUCCUUCUGAAAUUAAAUGAAUAACAGACUGGCUUUUGACUAAAUGGAAACCAGGGAAGAAGGGCUUUGUGGUAUUCAAAGUACCUCCUAUAUGUUCCUAGCCAGGUGUAGGAAAAAAACCAAAGAAGCCAAGAGAUAAAAGUUUUUUUGUGAUUUAAUCAACAGGUUCCCUUCAAUUCAGAGAUGCCAGGCAUGUUUUCCUGGCUUUUGUCUUGUUUUCUUGGCCAUUACUGAUAAAAAAAAUCACCUAAUUGUGGACUGGGUCCCAGAACAUAAUCAUAGGUCUCAUAGAGUCUUGCUAUUUAUUGUCUUUAUGAAAGUUUACCUCUGAUGGAUAGGUCAGUCUGUCUCAACAUUAAUAGCUAAACAACCCAAGUGGCAAGUGUUACUCAUCUCAGUUGAUACUUUUAAGAUGUUGAGGGAUCACAGAAUGUUUUAAAAAAAUUUUUUUGGUUUUUUGAGUCUUGCUAUGUAGCCCAGGCUGGCCUUGAAUGCCUGAUCCUUUUCCUUCAACCUCCUGAGUGAUCGGAUUAUACAUGUGUACCAACACACCUGGUUUAGAAAUUAAUAUUUUCUAGAUACUUCAGUAUUUUCACAAAUGGCUACAAGUACCCAGCUCAAACAGUAAGGGAGAGCAGCGUCAAGACUCAUCUCUGGGCACAUUUGCUUUUUGCCCUCACCUGGCUGUGAACUAUGGAUAACCAAACAUCAUUGAAACCCCUUUUGUGUGUUCCACAUAAUGUGGGCUCCACAGUAGCUUCCUGCUUUUAGUUCCCUGUCCACCUGAUACACAGAAGAAAGCUGGCUAAACUCCAGUUUGGCAGUGCCCCUUUCCUAGUGCAAGGGGGAGUCAGGUGUAUUUCAUUUUUAUUUUACUUUGUUAUAGUUGUCAUGUAACUUUUGCUAUAUUUAUAGUAUGCAGCAUGCUCUUUUAUUUAUUUUUUAUCCAAAAUGUGUUUAUUAGUAUGGUUUCCCGCUCAUCUUGAUUCAGGGUACUUUUAAUACUGCUUCUUUCUGAAGGACUAUUCUUUUGUGAGCCUUGCUUUGUAGAAUGCAGCUGUGAACACAUUGGUUCCUGAGAUUUUCCUUGAUGGGAUGGGAGAUAGUCUCCUUAAGUUGUAAUUUGUUUUUGUGGUUAUCUACUUUUUUUUUCUUCUUUUUUAUUUUUGUUUUGUCAGUACUUUGGUGUUUGAACUCAGGACCUCAGGCUCGAUCUGCAGGAAUCUAAAUAAUCCUGCUUAAAGAGGAAUGAGUAUUGUCAUUAUCCACUUAGAUUCGUAAACUGCCCUGAAGGGUCCUUGGCAUCACAGAAGAGCGGGAUCACACAUUUCAUCAUAAGACUACAGAAUGGACAGUAGUAGUCCCUUGCAUGAAGAUGUUCUUUCUGGGGACCUACUCUUCAGUCAAAAAGAAGAGACAGAGGCUGACAGUGCGGUGACUGACUGUCUGAGUAAUUAUCAGGAUUUGGUGACCUUUGAGGAUAUGGCUGUGGACUUCACCCAGGAGGAGUGGACUUCAAAGAGCUCAGCUCAGAGAAACAUACAUAAUGAUGUGAUGGUGAAGAACUACAAGAACCUGGCCACAGUAGGAUGUCAGACACUCAUCAAACCCAGUGCUAUGUCUUGCUUGAAAGAAGAAGAAGAGAUGAUCGUGCAGAGCGGAGUUCUCCCAGAAUUGGAAAGGCAACUGCAAACCAAAGAUUCAGUACUUCAGCAGAAUUUUUUUACCAGGCAUACCUCUAGUACACAAAGGGACUCAGUGACUUUUGAGGAUGUGGCUGUAGACUUUACGCAGGAGGAGUGGACUUCCUUGGACCCAACUCAGAGAAACCUUUACAAAGAUGUAAUGCUGGAGAACUACCAGAACCUGGCCACAGUAGGAGGUCAGCUGUUCAAACCCAGUGUUAUCUCUUGGUUGGAGGAAAAAGUAGAGUUAACAGUAAUGGAGCGAGGCAUUCUCAAGGUGAAAUGGGAAAUGCACCUUAAAACCAAAGCAAUAGCACUCGAGCAGGAUAUAUUUUGUUCAGAUGCAUCAAGUGGGAUACAGCUGGCAAAAAGGCACAAUGGAAGGGAGCUCUGUGACUCUAAGCACGUUGGAAAAAUCUUGAGUGAACACUCAAAUAUGCGUAUUCCAAACACAGAGAACACUUCUGAGUGUAAUCAGUAUGAGAAAGACUUCCUUCCGCUGCUCAAGGAAACCUCCAUAGAAGAGAAACUUGCUCUGUCGGGUCCCUUGACUCCAGAUGAUAACCAGAGAGUAUUCACGGAAGACAAAUCCUUUGAAUGCAAGUCAGAGCAGUGUGGUCAAGCUUUUACUCCCCCCACAAGCCGUGAUGGAUGUGUCCAAAUGCCCACUGAGAAAAAAUACUAUGAAUGUAAGAAAUGUGACAAAUUCUUUUCACAUCCUAUCUACCUUAGUAUUCAUAUGCAAAGCCACACUGUGGAGAAACCCUUUGACUGUAAAGAGUGUGGGAAAGCCUUUGCUGAGCGCUCAAGCUUAAUUGUCCAUCUCCGACAACACACUCGGGAAAAGUCCUAUGAGUGCAAGGAAUGUGGGAAAGCCUUCAUUCAACCCUCACGCCUUACUGAACAUAUGAGAAGUCACACAGGAGAAAAGCCCUUUCAAUGUGACCAGUGUGGGAAUGCCUUUGCUUCUUCUUCUUACCUUACUACACACUUGAGAACUCACACUGGAGAGAAGCCUUUUGAGUGUAAUGUAUGUGGAAAAGCAUUUACGCGUUCCUCCUACCUUCUCGGUCACAUACGAACUCACACUGGAGAGAAGCCUUAUGAAUGUAAAGUAUGUGGGAAGGCCUUCAGUGGGCGCUCAUGGCUUACUAUACACCUACGAAAGCAUACUGGAGAGAGGCCCUAUCCAUGUACAGAAUGUGAGAAAGCCUUUACCAGCUUCGCUCAACUUACUGAACAUAUAAAAACUCACACUGGCGAGAAGCCCUUUCGAUGUAAGGUAUGUGCAAGGACCUUUAGAAAUUCCUCAUGCCUUAAGACCCAUUUUCGGAUUCACACUGGAAUAAAACCGUACAAAUGUAAUUACUGUGGGAAAGACUUCACUGCACGCUCGGGCCUUACUAAACAUGUACUGAUUCACAAUGGCGAGAAGCCGUAUGAUUGUAAGGAAUGCGGGAAAGCCUUUGGUACAUCCUCAGGUCUUGUGGAACAUAUAAGAAUUCACACAGGAGAGAAGCCCUUUGAAUGUUACCAGUGUGGGAAAGCUUUGGCUCAUUCCUCAUCUCUUGUUGCCCAUUUGAGAACUCACACUGGAGAGAAGCCCUUUGAGUGUAACAUGUGUGAGAAAACAUUUACGCGUUCUUCCUACCUUCGCAUUCAUAUGCGAACUCACACCGGAGAGAAGCCGUAUGAAUGUAAGGAAUGUGGAAAAACGUUUCCUGAGCGCUCUUGCCUUACUAAACACAUAAGAACACAUACUGGGGAGAGGCCCUAUGAAUGUAAGGAGUGUGGGAAAGGCUUUACCAGCUUUGCUCAACUUACAGUACACAUAAAAACUCACAGUAAUGAGAGGCCCUUUCAGUGUAAGGUAUGCACAAAGUCCUUUAGAAAUUCCUCAUCACUUGAGACCCACUUUAGAAUUCACACUGGAGUAAAACCCUAUAAAUGUACUUACUGUGGGAAAGCCUUCACUGCUCGCUCUGGCCUUACUAUCCAUUUGCGAAAUCAUACUGGGGAGAAGUCCUAUGCAUGCCAGGAAUGUGGGAAAGCCUUCACCACUUCCUCAGGCCUUAUUGCACAUAUAAGAAGUCACAAGGGAGAGAAGCCCUUUGAAUGUGACCACUGUGGGAAGGCCUUCGCUUCCUCUUCAUAUCUUAAUGUACAUCUGAAGAUUCACACUGGAGAGAAGCCCUUCCAGUGUACAGUGUGUGGAAAAACAUUUACAUGUUCUUCUUACCUUCCUGUUCACAUGCGAACUCACACUGGAGAGAAGCCCUUUCAGUGUAUGAUAUGUGGAAAGUCAUUUUUGUGGUCCUCUUAUCUUCGAGUUCACAUGCGAAUUCACACUGGAGAGAAGCCCUAUGCAUGUCAGUACUGUGGAAAAGCCUUUACUGAGCACUCAGGCCUUAAUAAGCAUUUACGAAAACACACCGAAGAAAAACCGUAUGACUAUAAGGAAUGUGAGGAAACCUUCACUGGUUCUUCUGAUGUUAAUGAACAUGAAAACUCCCACUGGAGAGAAACCCUUUGAACGUAAGGAAUUCAGAAAGUCUUUUAAGAAGCCCUCUACCCUUUGUUAUC